UGUGACAAACGAACCGAACCGCCCAGCAUCACCUGUCAUCCUCUCUGUCUCUGUGUGUGUGUGUCUCUCUCUCUACCCCAAUCAUUGCCAUUCUCGCGCUCUCCCUUUCGCCGUCAUUUCCCACAGACGUCGUAUCGUCUCUCUCUCUCUCUCUCUCUCUCUUUGGAGCUCGUGUUUUCCACUAUCUCUUCUGGAAAUUCGAUGUAAUUCGAUGUCUUUUGGUUUUUGGGUUCUGGGUUUUUCUGGGUUCGAUGAUCCUCGAUCGACGCAACGCGCGUUCGCUCCAAAAUCGGAUUUUUUUUCUGGGCUCUGGGUUGGGUUUAAACUAUACGUGUAACGUGCCGCCCCGCGAUAAAGCUUACGUCACCAGGCGCCUUUUGACUCGCCGUUUUCCUUUUUUAUUCCUGCCCUCCUCGGUUCGUUGACCGAACUGCCUCCCCCCCGGAAUCGCAUGUCGGCGUCUCUUUUGGCAACCCUUUUGCACCCGCCGCUCCGUGAUCCUUGUUCCAUCGUGGGAAUUGCAAUUCCUGAUCUCGAUGCUUGCGGGUGAUAUGUUCGGAUCAGUCGCGGGUGUCGCUCCGGCCGAGAAAGAAUCGUGGGUGUCGCUCCGUGAAUGCUGAGUUGAUUGCUGUCCUCCAAGGAGUUCGGAGAUAGGACGAAAUUUCUCAUUCUCUAGAUGGUUAUAGUGCUGAGUUUGGGAGUUUCGAUUUGGAAGGGCUUAGGAAUUGGUGGCAGAAAUGGAAUCCAGUUCUGGUCCUCCCAGUGUUAUUGCCAAAUUAAUGGGCCUAGAGGAUCUGCCAGCACAGCCUUCUAUCCAGAAACAAUGCAGAGUGCUCUCUGAGGAAUACUUCCAGAGAGUUGCUUCUAUAGCAGUGCGAGAGAAGCGUUCAGAUGAGAAGGUGUUUGCGAGGAAGAACUUUGUUAAUGCAGAUGUUUCAAGAAAAUCAUAUGACAUAAUUGAAAAUUUUCCAGACACUUUGAGAUCUCAUUUGAAUAGGGGCAGCGAAACAUGCACUCCUGGAGAAGGUGCUUUAGAAGGACGUUACAGAGAGGAAGACAGCUUUGCAAAAAAAUUCACUUCACUAAGAUAUAAAAAAGGUCAUCAUUCAGAUUCAGGUGAUGAGAAAGGGCCUUUAUUAUGUCAAAGAUACAACUUUUGUUAUGAGGUAGAAUCUUUUGGACAGAAGCCAAGAUUCUCAAAAGAAAAAGGUGAUGGGUUAGUAAUGGAUCUCAGGAGGAGGAAUGGCCAUUCAGGCUUGGUAGGAGCAGAUAUCAGAAAUUCUGACACCUCUACAACAGAGUCUCAGCUGUUAAUGCCAUACCUUAUGAGUACAUCUGGUAGGAAGAAGCGAAAUCAAUCUUCGAUCUCUUCUCCGGUGGAACCAUAUAUGGCUAGAAAGGACGAGAGAAGAACCUCGAAAACAUGGAAGAGUACUAAAGAAAAUCAAGAGGUUUGUUGGACAGGUGGAAGCACGACCAUUGAGGAAAUAGUUUCCACGCAUAAGUGUAAUGUUAUGUCUAGAAAUCUCAAUGGUUCUGCUCCAGGCAAUCACACCUGGAGGUUUGGUACAGUUGAGAAUUUAACUAAUUUCUCUGUAAUUAGUACUAGAGACUGUUGGAAAACUGGGCAGCUUGGAGAAUCACAGACUUCGAGAUCCUUAUUACGUUCUAUUAUGCUUGCAAGUCCCACAACCAGGAAGAAAAGUGGUUGCAGCUGGUCUAAAGGACUUGAAUUUUCACAUGAUGUGGUUCAAAGCAGGCCGAGGGAGAAAGAAUUCAAUUGGAAAGACUCGUCAAAAUUAAAAUCCUCAGUAUUCCAUCACAACAACUCCAGAUUUUUCCCUGCACUGAAUCGUGGAGGUUAUGUGUCAGCUCAGGAAAAGAACAACGCAUUCUCAUUGGAGCCCAAAGUGAUCCAGCAGGAACUGAAAAAUGAGUUUGAAAAGUUGUUCUUUUCUGGAGACUCAAGACAGAAUUUUGUGGCUCUGAAGUCACCUGAAGAUAAUGAUGUCUUCUCCAAUCUUUCAGAAAAUUCAAUUCAGCAGGACAUAUCAACCGAAUUUACAGAAGAGGACUCCAUGUCUGUUUGUUGCCCCAGCAUCGAAGCAGUCUCUUUCAAGAGCUUGGAGGAUGUUGAUCAGGCUAGUCCAGAUUCAGUUCUCGAACAUGAAGAGGUUCCAUUUAGCAGCAGCACUGAUAAUUUUGGUGGUGGGCGGCAAUUUCAUCUUUUCAAUUUGGAGCCUUCAGAAGCAUGCUCGGUUGGAUCUGGGUCAAGCCAUGGACAUAACAUGGAAUGGCCUUCCCACGUGUCUAAGGAAAGAGAAGAUUUAACAAGUUCUUCUGCUGUUCAGGAAAGUAGAGACUUCCAUUAUCUUGUUGAUAUUUUGACCGAGGCAGGUCUUCACGGUACAAAUCUUUCGAGUGGCCUCCAUAAAUGGCACUCUUUAGAAAGCCCAAUCAACCUCUCAGUUUUUCAGGCCCUAGAGAAGAGAUAUGGUGAGCAGAAGUCUUGGAAAAGGUCUGAAAGGAGGCUCCUAUUUGACCAAAUAAACUUUUUCUUGAUGAAAUUUCUCCAUUCAUUUUGGGGUAUUCGAGCAUGUGGAAGUCCUAUAUCAACAAGGAUUAGGAAAAGUCUUACUAUGGACGCCAUUGAGGAAGUGCUCUGUGAAUUUCUGGUCAGACUGGAUAUAGAAAUGAGAAAGGAGUCAAUUGAGAAGCUGCUGGAAAGUGAUUUUAGGUCUUUAGAUUUAGGAGAUUGUUCAGAUUCUAUUGUCAUAGAGAUAGAGAGGCUAGUAAUUGAUGAGCUUGUGGCGGAGGUUGUCAGUAUGUAAAUGGUGCUUGUAAGGCUUUUUUUUUUUCUUAAUUGUUUAUUCUUGGCUUGUAUUUUUUUAAUCGAGGGAAAUCGAUACUUGCAAAAAUCAAGCGAUGUAGUCACAGAGUUGGAGAGGCUAGUUAUUGGUGAGCUUGUGGUGGAGGUUACCAGCAUGUAAAUGGUGCUUGUGAGUCUUUGUUUUGAUUCUUGGCUUGUAUUUUUGAACAGGGGAAUCAAUCAAAAAACCAUCAAGGGGCAAUAGUGGUUUUUAUGUUGAAACAGUUUUGAUCGUUUGAGAGACUUUUGAGGGGAAGAUUGUAUAAAUUCAAUGUUUUAUUCAUGUAUUGAUCAAACUAAAGUUGAAGAAGUGAGUUCUUUUGAUGCAUUAUUGCAA
Molecule: messenger RNA, 3206 nt
Organism: Eucalyptus grandis
Lineage: Eukaryota; Viridiplantae; Streptophyta; Magnoliopsida; Myrtales; Myrtaceae
Exons: 4
Coding region: 738-2831 (697 amino acids)
Source: RefSeq, a predicted model, not a curated record